Messenger RNA from Bactrocera latifrons, 9162 nucleotides. RefSeq names its product supporter of activation of yellow protein (gene e(y)3). The coding region runs from base 1030 to 8463 and encodes 2477 amino acids. The transcript is spliced from 12 exons. The record is from RefSeq and is a predicted model, not a curated record. Lineage: Eukaryota; Metazoa; Arthropoda; Insecta; Diptera; Tephritidae.
AUUCGCAGCGAAACGCAUCGUGUCGCAUUUAUAGUGUUAUUUCAGAUCAGAUAUAUUUGGUACAAAAAGAAAGAUUUAUAAACUAAUAUUAAGUUGAAAAGUGACAAAAAAGACGUAACAACCUUUGUUAUAAUUUCGAAGGUGGUGAUAUGAAAUAUAAAAGUACUAAAAGCUAAAUAAAAUGAAAGUGGGCCAAUAGUGAGUGACGAGAGCGGUGUAGUCGUAAAAUACUGAAAAGGCGACCGUAGAACAGCAGCGCGGCGAAUAAGUACCAGUGCCAGCAAAUUCGUGCUAAAACAUAAUAGCUGCUAAAGGAAGUGAGAAGCAUAAACAGUGAAGAUGAAAAAUUCAUUGCGGGAAGUUUUAAAUUGAUUGUGAGCGUUUUGGUACGCGCGAGUUGAGGAGUUAUUAUUGUGAUUUAAAGACGUUAAUAAGGAAAGGCAUUACAUAUUCUUUGCAGAUACUAAAUUGAAAGAUAUUUUGACAAAAAGUUGUGUAAAAAUUGCUUCGCUGUGUAGAAAAAUUGUGCCAGACUUGCAUCCAACCAAUACAAACAUCGAGUGUAACACACAAACAAACUCACACUCACAGUGGGUUCUCGUCUCGUCCGCCACGCACUGUUUUCAUACAAAUUGUCGGAGGUAUUCGUUAAAUUACAUGCGCGUUCGUUGUUCGCUUUCAAAUGUCGGUUGAUAGCUAAAAUUACUACUCUAAAUUGUAUGAUUUAUGUAAAACAAAGACACUAUAAGAAAAAUAUUACAAGUGCUAAAAGUUUUUAUUGAAUGAGAAGUGAAGAUAUUAAUAUAUUAAUAAGUUUAAGUGAAUUAAUACCAUUAAAUACAACACAACGAACAUACACAAACACAACUCUUGCCAUUUCAUAUGUAAGCAUUGUAUUCUUCAAUGUGCGAAGCUAAAAUGGAAGAUAUGACAUUCUUACGCUAACUGAUCCGAAAAGACGUCAAAGCGCGGCUUCGAUUGGAUUUGGCAUCCAUCCCAAUACUUAAUCAAGGAAGAGGCAGCUAAGCAAUGAAUGUUACAAACAACCAGGCGCCCGAAGAUUCACAGAACCCACAGAACAAUUUGUACGCCGCCAGUAGAAGAAUCAAUCACACCCAAAACUCCGCUCUGGCUCACGUACAGGCCAGUAACCAAAGUGCUGAAGAAGAACAGGAGCAAGUUGUCACUUCGACUUCGUGUGAGACGCAUAUAAGCGCUACCGGUCAUUUGCCGCGUCUGGAGGCAUUGAUCACAUCGCCGGCGCGCAUCACCAGCUCCACCGGUAAUGACUGCAGCUCCUCACCGCAGCGUGUGUUGUCCACGACGUGCAGCAGUAGCAGCAGUGGUGGUAGCGGCAGUGGCCGACAAUCGACGCAUAAUCGCGGCGACAUAACAACGGAUGCCUCCAGCGAGGAUGAAUCCCAAUCCUCUUUUAUUGGCCGAAGUUUAGUGAAACCGGGUGCACGUGCGGUCCACGCAUUUGUUCGCGCAAUACCCACUGCGUUGGACUCGGUGAUGCCGACAACUUCUGCUGCAGCGGCGACACGUUCAGCAGGUGCUCGAAGUGUGGAGACGGAACUGAUGCGCGCAGUAUUUUCUGCGAGCAGCAACAACAAUAACAAAAUUAGUAUUAGUAAUAUAAGUAACGGUAGUUUAGAGCAUACGAACGGCGACAGCGACAAUACGGACAUGGUUGCGCGCGAACAGUUAACCACCACAGUAGCCUCAAGCGGCGACACCAAUGCUGUCGGUCAUGCAGCGAGUGCGGGGGCUGGCAGUGGGCAAGGUCAAACAGUGCAAACCGAGCACAACACCGAAACACACAAGAUCAUACUGAAAUUACCCAAACCAAAUGCUACGAGCGUUAAUACACGCUCCAAUGAAUCUCAUAGCAAUACCGACACGUUGAGUGGCUGUGACGGCAUUGCCGGCUAUAGUGGAGCUGAAUCGACACGCAAAGUGGAGCCACUCAAAAUCAAUUUACAUGCGCACAACAGCAGUAGCAGUACGAAUGUAGUUCCCAAAAUCACAAUCAAACCGAUCGUGAAGAAGCACAACGAUGUCGCAUCGUCGGAUUGUUCAUCUUCAGCCGAAGAUGAGGCGAUGGUUGAGACCUGCAACACACGUGUCGGCGCACAAAUACCCAAAUUGACCAUAAAGGGGUCAACAGUCGUCGGUGGCUGUAGCGAUGAACCUCAUAUUGUUCCCAAAUUGACAAUACGUUCUGCCAAUGACAGCUCAGACAGCUCUGUAGUGCCCAAGUUGACAAUCAAGAUGUCAGAUUCGCAAAGCAAUUUGCAUAACAAUAGCAGCAACAGCCAAUUGACAUCAGCCACUUCGGGGGUGCACAGUGCCGUUACAGCAAAAUCACUGACAGACCACUCACCGCCGCCACUGCCGAAGCUCACUAUAAAAACAUCUCUGGAUGGGACGAGCGAGUCAAUAAUGUCGACGAUAUCGCCAGCAUCCUCAUCUUCAUCAUCGUCGAGUACAUCCUCGUCCACAGGUUUGCCGUCCCUAUCUUCUGGCACCGCCUCGUGCAGCGUAUCAAAUGCUACCGCCUGUUCUGUGCCUAAGUUGACUAUAAAAGCUUUGCCGCCCAAACAUGAGGAGCUGGUGCCGAAGUUGACAAUCAAAACAAGUGCAGCUGGCGCUUGUGUGAGGACAUCAGCGGCCAACGCUUCUAUAGAUACAAAUACCGAGGUUAUUGAAACUGGCAGUUGUAGCAGUAAAAUACCUAAACUAACGAUCAAAACAGGUCAGGAACACGCGGUGAUUAUAACGCAACACAACGACACCUCCAACGCGCAAGUCAUACCAAAGUUGACGAUCAAAACUAAAUCAUUGGAUGCGGAAGAGUCGCUCAGCGACCUAAGCGAGGACCCGGCACCGCCUCCGGAGAAGAUACCCAAGAUUACAAUAAAGACGCAUGAACCAGUAGCGGAGGCUACGACCCCCAAAUUCUGCAUUAAGACCAUGCAACAGCAAACCGAAGCGGAACACGCACACUCCAUUCCCAAGCUGACCAUAUCUAUGGCAAAUUUUGAAGGUGGAUCAGCACCCCAAUCACCUAAGCAGUCGCCACUUGUGGUGCGGCAGUUGUCGAGCAGCUCACGCAAGCCAGAGUCGCCGGAAAGGCUGCCAAAGCUAAUGAUAUCUCGCCAGGAUACCAAAGGAAGCAACUGUGAUGCAUCUGUAGAAAAAGUCGUGCCCAAGCUGACCAUUAAAACUAAUAGUCAGGACGGUGGCGGCAACGAAUGUAAGGAGAAAAUUCCCAAAUUGACGAUCAAAUCGAUAUCCAACGUGGAGCAGCAAUCCUCAGAGGAGAGUGAUGAAUGUAUGAGUGGUGAAUCUUCGCCACCAUUGUCCUCAGCAGAGGACGCAGCCGCUAACAAAUUGGUGCCCAAGCUAACCAUUAAGAAUCUUUCUUCGCCAACUUUGCGAAUGAAAGCUGUGCUGGAGGAUAAAACGCAACGUAAUGUGUCAAAAAAGUGUGGAAAAUCCAGCGAGCCAAAAAACAUCGCCGUCGCCGACAUAAACGCCACAGCCGGUUGCGGCGUGACGCAACGGUCGCUGGAUUCCCAACCAAGUAGGGAGAAUAGUGCUCACGAACAGUUAGUUAACGGUUGCGAAUCGAGUAGCAGUCAAGAGUUCUGCGGUUUCAACAACGACAACACAGCGUUUGCUGAGGAGGAGGAUAUACAGGAGCCGCGACGCAACUCUGACGACAUGGACAUCGAUGAGGGUUUGCAAAACCACGACCCACAGGUGUUCAAUAAUAUUUUUCAUGUUAGCAAUGGUGACUCGCUACGCAUGAAUAAUACCGAAGAAACGGAACUAAUGCAACCGCCGAUGUCAGGUGACGACCUAUCCAACGUAGUGGACACUGUCGAUUUGACAUCCUCGCCAUCACCGGGUUCAUCGCCUGCACAUUUCACUUACACCGACGCUGAUCCGCAAGUAAACGAUGCGCAGCAGCCGCCGCAAGCCACCAUACUAAUGGAGCGUCUACAACGUGAAAUGAGCGUAAUACAAACUGCGCCGCCGUUGGAUAACAGGCUUCUGCUUAAUCAAUUAAAUUCGCCGCUUAACGCUAGCAAAUACGGUGCUCCACCGCCUCUGCAGCCGAAACCAUUACAAACACAACAACACGUCCACCAGCAACAGCAACCGUCACAGGUUCAAAAACAACCACAUCUGCCACAACAAAUAAGCAAUAGCCUGAAAUAUCCACAACUGACAGAACGGCUAAUGGCAAAUGGAGCACGAGUUCACCAAAAUUCAAACAUAAUGCACACUGUCAGCAAUGCUACGGCGCCAAUGAAUAACGCAGCGCUGACAAAUCAGUUGGCACCGCAAAUGGAAAAGGUAAUAGAUUCGAUUGAGAUACUGGACACUCCUGAAGGUAGUCCGCGUUUGACGCUGGACGAUGCCGCUGCGUUGCCCAGAAAUCUUCACAUAAACAACGAAGAUGGUUUGAUAAAUAAUGCCACGGUCAGUGGAACUUAUGAGGAGAACAGCUCAGAUAUACUGAGACGCAACAACAAUAUCUUGGAUAAUGACUCCUCAGCAAAUGAAAUGAAUAAUAUGAACUUGAAGAGACAUGCGAACACAAUAUCCACUUUGAUGAUGGAAAACAACGUAGAGGAGCACUGCAUUGAGAUCACACCAAACAAAGUUCGUCGCAUUGAUAGUGAAUCCCACACCAUGGCUACACUGACCAUAUUGACGGACGAUGAGUCAUCUAACACGAAAUUGAUUACUACGUCGCCCACCAUCUUCGGAGGCAAUCAUCAUGUUGUGGACAUCAGCAACGAAGUGGUACCAACCGAAAACUCCACCAUCACAAUGGAUCUAUCCUCUCCGAAGACUUCGAUUCAUCGUCCGCGCAAACAACGGCAUGAACAUCUAUUGGCCAUACCGCUGGACGAAGAGGACUCGUUGCAGUACAACCUGAAUAAUGACACAGUCGCCAAUUGUUACACAUCGAAUGAACAUUUAACGUCGUCGAAAGCGGGAGCUGCAACCACAGAGCAAUCGACUACAGCAAACACCCCUGCCGGCAUCAAGAGACGCGGUCGUCCAAAAAAGAAUGCUGCGACAUCUGCAACUGUGACAACGCCCGCAUCUACCACCAUGUCAAAUGACAUACCCAGUAUUGGUGCUGUCGACACUCCGGCCACCGAUGGCGUGUCGAAGUCUCGCCGUGUGGAGCUGUUACGCAAACGUCUCGCUAUCGAUAUGGUGGACGCCGAGCAGCCAACAGAGGAACACAGCAUAGAAGGUGCUAUGGAUACUGAAGCGUCGAAACGAGAGCGUACAGUGCGCACAGGAGCAAGAACUUCUCGGCGUUCCAUUUUACCAGGAAGCGCUAUUACACCAGCAUCGAAGAUCAAGUCAAGCGGUAACAAUGGCGAGGUACCUAUAAAGGGACGUAAGCGUUCGGUGAACGCUUUGUUGGGCGGCAGCGCUGCUAUUGCUUCAACAGUACCAGCAAACACCACAAUCACCAAUUCAGUGUCUGACAGCAUUAUGUCCGUCCUUAAUCACUACGGUGGUUCUAAUUCCAGCAUCUCUUCUGCCUACUCCAGCAGCUCCAUGAGCUCUGCCACUGUGACAACAGCUGCUGGAGCCCCAGUGAACGUCGGCGUGCCUACUUCCAUUUCAUUGGCGACACAAAUUGACUUGACCAUGUGCUCAUCCUCGUCGUCAGCCAGUAAUGGCAGUACAACCGCCACUAUGACCAUAGCUGGCGGCAGCAUUGUCGCUAGCAGCGGAACAAUAAGUGUCGCAGUACAAAAUCAAAGCAGCAGUUCAAUGCUGCCACCUGCAACCAUACUCUCCUCGUCGGAUCCCGUGCCGGAUGUGGUCUUCAGACCAAACGAUUUCUCUUCGCUUAUGGCAACUCAACAGCUGCGGGCAGCGCAGUGUAACACUAGCUUAGAAACGGAUCUGUUACGUAUGCAGGCAACACUGGACGGCACCAAAUUCGAUAUACGCGACGAUAACUCUACCAGUCAAGGUGGCGGCGCGUACGGCAGCGGUGCGGAUAUAUCUGGAGAAGACUCUAAUACGAGUUCAAUUUCCACACCCGUUAGUGGUCGCGGUCGAGGUGGACGUGGUCGAGGGCGAGGCUCUGGACGAGGUAGCGGUCGGGGCAGUCGCGCUCAUCGCUUGGGCCGUGGCGCCAGUGCUGUUGCCAAACAAAUUGCGCUCAGUCGACCACGCUGUGUCGGCGGCCUAAAGCAUAUGCCCGAUCCAGAGCGAAUGAAAGGCCUCUAUAGUCCGUCCCCUCAAGUAUUUGAAGAGGAUACCCGUAUGAGCGCUGAUUUAAGUCAGAUUCAAAUGCCGCUGCAGUCGGAACCAGCAACGCCAAUAAGGCAACCUGAUUUUCUUAAUAAUGACGAGUCUCAGUCCUCCGUGGUUAGUACGAGCAGUAUUUUGGAUCCCAACACUGUGGCCGCUGUACAAAAUGGCAGCGCUAUUAAACGUCCAAAGAAGAAGAAAAUGGAAGUUUGCGUUGCUGAAGACGCUGAAAUUACAGUUGCAGCUAUCGCUGAAUACGACUGGCCGCCACCGAAGGGCUGCUGUCCAUCGAAAAAUCGUGACACUUUUAUGAUUCAAGAGCAGGUCGCCUUGUAUUUGGGCAUUAAAAGUUUCAAGCGGAAAUAUCCUGAUCUGCCGCGUCGUCAGAUCGAUAUGGAGGAGCGCAAUUGGUUGCAAGAGAAGGGUCUCGUGUCGGAGCGUAUGUGCGACUUGGGCAUCACAGCCGUUUGGGCAUCCGACAUACUCGACAUUAUGUAUACCGACUUCUAUGAGAAAUACGAGGAGUACAAGGAUUUCAUCAGGCAAAAGCAUUUGCGCGAAAUCGAGGCAAAACAGAAAGCACUAGGUCUCAACGUGACUGGCCGUGGACUGCAGGCGCGUGAACGUGCAUUGCUUUCGGCCAGUAAAUGGAAUUCCUAUUUCAAUAGAAGUCGCAAGGAGGAACGGUUAGCAUGUCUGGACUUGCAGACGUUAACGGUGAAUGUGCCAUUGCCUGCAACAGCGCCCACUACAACAAUGGUGAACCGCUCAAUUGCCGAGGCAGUGACAGAGGCCGCUAAAACCGAAAACAUACCUGAGCCACCAACACUGUUGCGACCGCGCAUUACCACACCGCCACGUGACGUGGACGCUAGCUACCCAAUAGCUUUAGUGCCCGGUCAGUAUAGCGCGAAAUACCGUCAGUACACGCCAUUAGAGUUGAGUUGCUUCCCGCUUAAUACGGUGCUGCAGAACCCACGUUUGCUGGUUGAACGUACGUCACAACACACACAAAAGCAAGCGGCACCUCCAGUGUCAGAUGACAAGAAGUUAGCUGACCAGCUCAAUGUCGCAGAUGAAAAACUUUGCACCGAAUCAGCGGAUAUAAAAGCCACAAUCGUCAAUUGCACGGAGGAAAACACAACAACAGGCAACACUGUGCGUCGCAGCGUGCGCUCACGUUCUGCCGCUAAAGUUAUUUAUGACGACAUCGAUGCAGCAGAAGACGCCGAUAGUGCAACAGACUCGGCUAUGUCUACUUCGGGCAGUGAAAGUGAAAGCGAAUCGGACUCGGAUAGCGAUUCCGAUAGCUGCAACAAUGAUUCCGGCUCGUCUUCGGAAGAUGAGGGUGCACCUCCCAUCACGUGCGGCGUGUGCCAGCGUGCACAGCAUCGCAAUAUGAGAAACCUGCCCGAGGUCUUCAUAGGUUGCUAUACAUGUCGACGCAAAGUCCACCCGAGCUGCAUUGAGAUGCCUUACCGCAUGGUGGCGCGCGUGCGCAACUACAAUUGGCAAUGUGCCGACUGCAAGUGCUGCAUCAAAUGCAAAGGUAACAAGGAUCAGAAUAAAAUGCUGUACUGCGAGCAAUGUGAUCGCGGCUUCCACAUUUACUGCUUGGGUAUCAAAGCCGUGCCAGAUGUUCGUUGGAGUUGUGAUCGUUGUAGCUUUUGUAUGCGUUGUGGCGCCACAAAGCCCGAGGGCUUGCCACAACAACCAAACAUGAUUUCGCCUAAUGGCGAGAAAGUCAAACAGAUCAAACAUAAAAAAGUGAAAUGGAUUAAUGAGUAUCGCAUAGAUCACAUUACGAAAUUGCGCGAGCACUGUUCCAUGCUGUGUGUGCCAUGUGGACGCGCCAAGAACGUGAAACGAGUUCAGAUAGCCAGUCCAUGCGUCAGCAGCGUAACAACAAGCGCAGGUAGUGUUAUGCCACAACCAGCAUCGCCGCCCAUCGCCACACCACAAAAGCAGCUGGCUAAAAUCCCGCCACAAACACCAGCAACCGUUGCCGGCAGUGCAACAGCAAUUAGCAACGCGGCUACGGAGGUUGCACCUUCGAAUGCGAGCAGCGCAGGCAGCAAGGGUGUCGCUAAUCAAACAACGGCGAAUAAGACGAACUCAGCCGGUACGCUGCCGCCGCCACCGCCCGUUGUUGCCUGAGUGGGGGUGAUACGUUACUGCCCCAAGCGUAGUAGCCUGAACGACAGCGAUAUGUAGUAGCAAUAAAGUGCGACUGUGAUGGCGGUAUCUUGAGCGGCAUCGGUGUGCAUAGCCACUAAACAAGCAACAAUACAGAGAAACACUCGCUAGUUGAAAGCAGAUAUUAACAUUUGGAAUUUAAAUCAAGGAAGAGAAAUGUUUUAACAAGUGUAAAGCAUAUAAUUGAUGAUGAUUGAAUGGAUGACAAACUUAACGCCUUUUCAUAAACAUAACACUUAUUUUAGGAUUUAAGAACAAGAAAAUUUAAUUCAUACUUUUUUAAUUAAGUUAAAUGUCUAGUUUCGUUUAAUAUCUAACUAAUAAGCUAAAUUUAUGAUAAAAACAAACAGCUCGAUUCUCCUAUGCUACAACGUCAGGCUUAAAGUGUUAAUUUAUCAAAUGUAUUAUAGUGCAAACAGAAAUUAAUGAACAUAGACGUAGUGGGAAAAUGUUUACGUACAUUUCAGUAAGAAACUAUUUCAACAAAUUAACUAAGGAGUAAUCGAUUUGCUGCAUGCAAACACAAUCAUGUAUGUAAUAUGUCAAAUAAUGCACAUAAGAGUUGAUUUAAGUCCUAAGUAAGCUGAAAACAACACAAAACAAAUAUUCAACAGAAUAACAAAAUAAAAUAAAAUUUAUUAAAUAUCAAACUAAACUAUA